UAUCAUCAAUGCAAAUAAUAAUAAUAAUUUUUUAAAUCAAAAUCAAUUUACCGAUUAUAUUGCCUGUGCUAAACAUGAAAUCAAUAAUAAUAAUAAUGGAUUAAUGACAACAGAACCAAGCCAUGAACCACAUGGAUUUCGUAUAAAAAUUCAAUCAAAUCCAGAUAAAUAUGUACCAAAUGAAAUGUAUACAAUUGUUUUACAAGGUGAUCAACAUCGACCAUCCAAAUAUUCUGUUCCAGGUGGUUCAACAAUCUAUGGCCCACCAUCAUCAUCAUCAUCAUCCGGUGGAAAUAGCCAAAGAUUUACUGAAUUUGUGUUAUAUGUUGUUCCUAAAGAUUUUUCAUCAUCAUCAUCAUCAUCAUCAUCACAAUCUUCAUUAUCAUCAUCAAAUUUAAAUCGUUGGACAUCAUCAUCAUCAUCAUCAUCAUCAUCGUAUCACCAUCAUCAACACAACAACGAUCAUUACUCGAUGUUGGUAGUUUUCAGCCUCAAGUGUACACCGAUUCAUUGGUAAAAUUAUCUAAAGAUUGUCCAAAUGCUGUAACGCAUACAUCGCCAGUGCCAAAGAAUGAAAUAAGCGUCAUGUGGCUUGCACCACAACAAGGUUCUGGAUGUAUAGUAUUCAAAGCUAUUGUAGCCGAAAAUAAAGACAGAUGGUAUCAUGAAGAUGGUGGCCUAACCAAAGUGCUUUGUGAAGAAGAAGCCGAUACGAUAGCCGAUGCUGAAUCGGAAAUUGUCGAUGAAUGUUGUGCCUGUGAUGAGGCUAAAUAUGAAGUUACAUUCGAAGGUUAUUGGUCUAAAUAUACACAUCCAAAAGAUUUUCCUGCUAAUGCAUGGCAAACACAUUUUUCCGAUAUAAUUGGCGCUAGUCAUUCAUCCGAUUUUCGUAUAUGGGAAUAUGGUGGCUAUGCUAGUGAAGGUGUUAAACAAGUAGCCGAAUCCGGUAUAACGAAAAAACUUGAAUCAGAAUUGAAAGCAGAAUCAAGUAAAAUCCGUACGAUAAUUAAAGCUCGUGGUCUUUGGUAUCCAAAUUUGAAUGGCAAAACAUUUGCCGUAUUUCGUGUGGAUAAUCGUCAUCAUUUAAUGUCAUUAUUAUCGAUGCUUGGUCCUAGCCCAGAUUGGUUCAUAGGAGUUAGUGCAUUGGAAUUAUGUUUGAAAAAUUGUUCUUGGGUUGCCGAUAAAAGUAUCAAUUUAUAUCUUUGGGAUGCUGGCACUGAUUCUGGUGUCACUUAUCUAUCACGUGAUCUACCAACCAUACCACAGGAACGAAUUCGUCGUAUAACAUCUACAUCGCCUAAUUUACCCGAAUCACCAUUCUAUGAUCCAAGCGGUGCACCAAUGAAACCAUUCGCACGGCUAACCAUUUCAAGGCAACGAAUUUAUGAAAAAGUUUGUGGUGAUGAUGAUAACCGUUUUAGCAUAUCUGAUUUUGAUGAUGAUGAUAAUCGAUCUACCGAUUGUUCAGUGACCGAAUGGACUGUAUUUGGUCCUUGUUCAGUUGCAUGUGGCCAUGGAAUACGUAAACGAACUAGAAAUUAUAUGAGAAAACGAGCUAAAGAAGUUGGCUGUAAUAUGAAACUAAUUGAAACUGAAGAAUGUGGUGCUAAAUGUGUCAAUAACGUUAGCUGUGAAACUACAGCUUGGUCUGAAUGGACCUCGUGUAAUGUUACAUGUGGUCGUGGAUAUCGGAAAAGAAAUAGAAAAUUUUUACAUCGUUUAGCCAGAAAUUUAUGCCAAAAUGUUGAACUUGAACAACGUGAAUCAUGUGUUGGAACUUUGUCUAAUUGUGGCCAUCAAAAUCAACAUCAAUCAUCAUCCUCAUCUUCAUCUUCAUUAUCAUCAACUUCAACCGGAUCAUCAACUGGCCAUAAUAAUUAUGAUCAAGAAAUAAUUGAACCACAUUGUGCAGUGACCAGCUGGUCUGAAUGGACACCAUGUUCAGUUGAAUGUGGUAAAGGAGUCAAAUAUCGUAAUCGAUUGUAUAUUAAUGCUUAUAAAUCGAAAAAUGUUUGCAAUGUUAAAUUGAUACAAGUAAUCGAAUGUUUCAACAAAGCCUGUAUAACGCAUAAUAAUGAUGCACAACAUGUAUGUUCAUUAUCAAAAGAAGUGGGCCCUUGCCGUGGCUAUUUUCCUCGUUAUUAUUACGAUUCAAGUAAAGGUGCCUGUCUACAAUUUAUAUAUCGUGGUUGUCGUGGAAAUCAUAAUAAUUUUGAACGUUUACAAGAUUGUAAAGAAAAAUGUGAAAAUCAAUUUAAAGGAUUUAUCGAUGAAAAUAUACGUUCAAAUACAAAUGUUCAAAUGUAUAAUCAAUAUAAUCAUUCAAUGACAUCGCCAUUGAUUGGUGAUGAUCAAAAUUUGGUUAUCGAUUGUGUUGUAACGGUAUGGUCCGAAUGGAGCCAAUGUACAAAACCAUGUGGUAAAGCAAGAAAAGAACGUAGACGUGAAAUAAAAUUAAAUCCACAGAAUGGUGGACGUAAAUGUCCAAAAUUGGUACAACGACGUAAAUGUAAAGAGAAUCCACCAUGUGAAUGUGCAAUGAGCCAAUGGAGUGAAUGGAGUUCCUGUGAAGCUCAUUGUGAUACCGGUAAUGGAUUAAAACAUCGUCAUCGUAAUAUAACACAAUAUCCGGAUCCUGGAAGGCCAACAUGUGGUGCUACUGUUGAAAGACAAUAUUGUGUCGAUUAUCCAACACCUUGUAAUAAUUGAAUGGCAUAAUACCAUACAAUACCAUAUAUAUUGUUAUAAGUCUUUGAGAACCAAACAAAAAAAAAAACAAAUUCUGGUUCUCAUUAUGAACGAUUUUAUUGUCUAAAGUCAAGUUCAUCAUCAUUCCUGUGUCAUUAUCAUCAUCAUCAUCAUCAUCAUUUGAAUUGUUCAUUCUUUUUUCAUCAUCACCAUCAUCAAUCAUCGUAAACUACAAUACAAUAGAAUACAUACUAAUACUAUUUCACAUCAUUGCACUUAAUUAUCCAACAUACAAUUCUUUCACAUCAUCAUCAUCAUCAUCACGAUCAUCAGUCUGUGGAACAUCAAACAAAUAUAAAAAAAAAAAAUGAAUUGGAAAAUCCCCCCCCACUUUCACGGCAUGGGGUUGCCCCUACUAAUUAAUCAUUUCAUUUUUUCUCUUGUGUAUGAAUGGAUGGCCAUAUAUAUAUAUAUUGGUUAUAAAUUUGUAUUGGUUGCUGUCGUUUGGUGAUGAUGAUGAUGAUUGUUCAUUCGUUUUUAUUUGUCUAUUUUGUUUUCAUUUUGUUUGUUUGUUUGUU
Dermatophagoides farinae (American house dust mite) is the source of this 3266-nucleotide messenger RNA. Its product is annotated as spondin-1-like. Gene Ontology annotation, molecular function: serine-type endopeptidase inhibitor activity. Gene Ontology annotation, biological process: cell adhesion. Gene Ontology annotation, cellular component: extracellular matrix. NCBI's taxonomy places the organism in Eukaryota, Metazoa, Arthropoda, Arachnida, Sarcoptiformes, Pyroglyphidae. The record is from RefSeq and is a predicted model, not a curated record.